Dermatophagoides farinae (American house dust mite) is the source of this 1621-nucleotide messenger RNA. RefSeq lists its product as uncharacterized. Lineage: Eukaryota; Metazoa; Arthropoda; Arachnida; Sarcoptiformes; Pyroglyphidae. Gene Ontology annotation, molecular function: RNA polymerase II cis-regulatory region sequence-specific DNA binding; DNA-binding transcription factor activity, RNA polymerase II-specific. Gene Ontology annotation, biological process: regulation of transcription by RNA polymerase II. Gene Ontology annotation, cellular component: nucleus. The record is from RefSeq and is a predicted model, not a curated record.
UGCAUGUUGAACAAAGUGUUUUGCGUGUGUUUGUGUAUUAUAUGAUUCACAUUCGUAUUUUUCAUUCGAAAAAGUGAUUAUGGAAAAACCAUUGAAGCAUAUGAAAAUGGAACCAGUAUCGACAAUAACCGACAUCAGUAAUGUUGUUGAGAAUCACGUUCAAAAUGUUGAGACGAUGAUUGAUACGAAUGUUGUCGAAAUGAUCGUUGUGUCCGAGCAAGAACAUCAAUCAUCAGAACAACAAUUGGGGGAUGAUCAUGAUAUGGAAACAUCGAAUGAAGAGUUUGACGCAACUAAUCAUUCAUUACGAAUAUCUCGCCAUUUUAUAACAUUGUUGGAUGAAUAUCGUUUUCUCAUGUCAUGUCUGAUGAACACCUGCAAUUGUCAUUCGAAUUUUGAUUAUCAAUUUUUUCUACGAAAACUUGAAGAUCGUUACAAUAAAUUAACCAAUCUAGUAUCUGACGAUUCAUCCGUUUCCGAGCUAUUGAGUCAACAUGAAGAAACGACUAUUGAACAAUUGAUGGAACAAUCAUCGAUAAAUCGUAUGCAAGAUCAUAAACCAAUACCUGCUUCAUUCAUACAUCGAGUUCGAAUUUGUGAACGUCCUAAAUCAUCGUCGAUAAUGAAUAAAGAUAUCAUUACUAUCGAUGAUGAUGAUAAUGAUGAUGAUGACGAUGAUCAAAAUGAAGAAAAUAAUGAUGAAGGUGGUUUUUUUGAAUUGCCCAAGUUUGAUAUAUCUCUGAAAGAUGCUCAAAUUGCCUACAAAUGUAGCCAUUCAAAAUGUGAAUUUCUUAGCUUCAGCCAGGAUGAUCUCGUCGAUCAUCUAAAAGAUCAUUUAUCUGGUACAUCGACAACGAUUAAAGCUGGUGAUAUCGAAGCAAAACGAGAAAUAGUCUAUGUUUGCGAUCAAUGUGGUAAAGAAUUUGCUGGACAAAAAUGGCUUGAUAAUCAUAUUGACAAUGUUCAUACAUAUACCCGAUUGUUUCAUUGCGAUUUUCCGGCCUGUACGUAUAGUUCUAAAUUCCGUUGUGUAAUGGAAGAUCAUAAACGUCGCCAUAAGAAGAGCAAAGAUUUUAAAUGUACAUGGCAAGGUUGUGAUUCGGAAUUCGUUACCCGACGUGAUAUGGUUGCACACGUUAAUUUCUAUCAUAAAGGUAUCAAAAAUUAUCAAUGUGCAUGGCCUAGUUGUGAGGCUAGCUUUAAGGAUUCGAAUCGUUUGAAACAUCAUUAUUAUACACAUACAGGUGAAAGACCAUAUAAAUGUGAUGUUUGUGAUGCCAGUUUCAAACAAGCACCACAUCUUCAUAAACAUAAACGUAUUCAUACAUUAGGCAUACAACAAUCAACAACAAUGUCAACACGAUCAUCAUCCGGUAUGUAUAUCUGUCCAGAACCUGAUUGUCAAAGAAAAUUUCGUACAGCCAAUGAUCUUGAACGACAUCAGAGAAUGCUGGAACAUCGUUCGUUGAUUGUCAAAAUGGAAGAUGAUGUACAUCACAUCUAUCAAUGUGUUAUGGCUGAUUGUCAACAAUUAUUUCAUAAUCAAGAUGAUCUUGAGCAACAUAUAAACGAUAAACAUUCAUAUAAAUAUAAUAAUACAAUCAAAAUAGAAUCGGUGUAA